Gadus morhua (Atlantic cod) is the source of this 2021-nucleotide messenger RNA. RefSeq names its product gap junction protein, alpha 12.1 (gene gja12.1). Gene Ontology annotation, biological process: cell-cell signaling. The record is from RefSeq and is a predicted model, not a curated record. Lineage: Eukaryota; Metazoa; Chordata; Actinopteri; Gadiformes; Gadidae. Gene Ontology annotation, molecular function: gap junction channel activity. The transcript has 3 exons. Bases 135 to 881 code for a protein of 248 amino acids. Gene Ontology annotation, cellular component: connexin complex.
GAUCCCAUGACAACGUAACAGUAUUGUGAAACUCUAAAGUUAAAGUUCAGUGGGCUGUAGGACAUACAGCAUCUGCAGCUUCACGGCCAGGAGCUUGCGGUCAUUUCACCACCGGACUUAAAAAAUAAGAGAGCAUGGGUGAGUGGAGUUUCCUAGCGUCUCUCCUUGACAAGGUCCAGUCCCACUCCACGGUCAUCGGGAAGGUCUGGCUCACAGUGCUCUUCAUUUUCCGGAUCAUGGUCCUCGGGGCCGGAGCAGAAAAGGUGUGGGGUGAUGAGCAAUCCCAAAUGAUCUGUAACACCAAGCAGCCAGGCUGCAAGAACGUGUGCUACGACCACGCCUUCCCCAUCUCCCACAUCCGCUUCUGGGUGCUGCAGAUCAUCUUCGUGUCGAGCCCCACGCUGGUGUACCUCGCUCACGUCCUCCACGUUAUCCACAAGGAGAAAAAGCUGAGGGAGCGUAUGCAGACCAGCAGCGAGCCGACCAAGAACCCAAAAUACUCGGACGACAAAGGUCACGUCAAGAUCAAAGGGGACCUUCUGGGCAGCUACCUGGCCACCAUCUUCUUCCGGAUCCUUCUGGAGGUGGCGUUCAUCGUAGGGCAGUACUAUCUGUACGGCUUCGUCAUGGACCCCAGAGUGGUGUGCUCCAGAGCACCCUGUCCCUUCACUGUGGAGUGCUACAUGUCCCGGCCGACCGAGAAGACCAUCUUCAUCAUCUUCAUGCUGGGGGUGUCCUGCGUGGCCCUGCUGCUCAACGUUCUGGAGGUCUUCUACCUGCUGUGCAGAGGCAGGUGCUCCAAGAGACGGCACGUGGCCCCCUUUACCAUGCCCAGCCACUCGGCUGUCCUGGAGAUGAAGCAGGUGCCCCGGACCACCUAAUUCUAAUGUGAGGAUCAUGGAUGGACCCGUAGAGGGCAGCUCCACCAGCUGGGAGGUCCUCACACCUUACAACACAUUGCAACGGGCAGGUCAAUACAUUUACAAUAAGGGCGUUUAGCAGACAGCUUUUAUCCAAAGAGACUUACAAUAAGUACAUUUGUCAGAGAAGGAGAAACCACAAUAUAUCUCUGUCGGUACCGUAAGGAUGUUUAUGGAACCAAGUGCCAAGCACUUACAAUUGUUAGGUGGAUCCACUCCCCAUACACAACAACGAUAGCUAGAAUACAAUGCUACACAACUAAGUACUGUAACUAAGGACGAGUCGACAUACAAUGUCAGGUCAUAGAGAAACUUGGUUAUUUGAUACUCAUAUUAAGUACACAAACCUUGAGAACACUAUACGUUUAUACUACAUGGAAACUUUGAUGAUACCUUCUAAAACGUGACUUUGUUUAAUAUAAGAGGCGGGUCUGAAGGUCGAUAUGGCACCACAUUUUGUAGCAAGAAAUACGUUUUUUGGUGUUACUUUUUUGGGCUUAUAACAUCCUUAAAGGGUUUUUUAAGGAUGUUAUAAGUCUAGUAUACUACCAUGUAUUACUAUAGAUUCUAGUAUAAUUGCUACUAAAUGCUCAAUAUUAUUUUUUAAUCUAUUUAAAUAAUAAUAUCUAUGCAUUAAGCACUUUAGUUUACCUUGUCAGAGACCUUUAGAGGCUACCACUGAUGAAGUAUGAUCAAGUAUGAUGCAAGAUCUCUAUCCAUCAAUAAUGUUAUGUUCUACUACCAAUCCUAUUUAUUUUCUUAUCAUUUCCCAGUCGUUCUUAUUCCAGAUUAGUUUCCUGUGUAAGUCCUUUAUUGGCCUCUGGACGGGGUCCGUGAGGGAAUGAGUUAAUGCCACGACUCUUUGGGCCGAGUCUCUUCUGUGGCGCAUUUUGGAGACAUUUCUGCUUUCUUGUUCAAUGACGUCGCCCAACAACCGUAACAUCAAAUGUUAUGUUUUAUAUAUUUUACUUGUCAUCGAAUCAAUUAUUUUCUUUGUGUUUUAUCUUCGGAAUCAUAGCAAAAUAUGAGGUUAAAGGAAACGCCCACUUACUAAAUGUUGAACAUCGAAAAAUGUUAAUAAAACAAUACAAUUGAGUGAAA